AUGGGUGCUGCAGAGCCCCAAACUUUGGCAUCAUUGAAUUCAACAAAGUACACAAACAAGUUCUUUCUACUGCUCUUCAUGGUUCACAAGGUAGCAGCUGUUGGGUUUGUAUGCUUCCUUGUCUUCAGAGGAGUACAAGGUCUAAUUGGAUCCAAUGGUAGUGUCAAAAGGAAAGAGCAAAAGAUCAUCAGAUUUCUACUUCCACAAGUCGAAGCUGCAUCGUUCUUGAGCAUCGUAAUCGCGUUCCUCUGGCAAUUGGCAUUCAGGAUUUGGCCUGAUUUCAUGAUUCACUUCAUUCUUUGGAGUACCUUUUUGAUGUCUCUAUCGUCGGGAAUUCUAUUACUGUGUUUCCAGAUGCCAGCUACCGAUGCUAUCGGGGUUUGCCUUAUUGCAUUCUCUAUUGGCAAUGGUUUAUAUGCUUGCUGGGUCACGCGUAGGAUCAAAUUCUGUUCCAAGAUAUUGGUCAAGUCGUUAGAACCUGUUUCUAAGUUCUCGGAUCUUAAUCUACCAACCUACUACAUGCUAGCUGCUGGUUUCCUCUGGAUGUCUCUUUGGAUUUUCGGUGUAAUCGGUGCCUUGAACUUCUAUUAUCCGCCACUAGUGAUUAUUGGCUUGGUGUUGAGCUUGCUUUGGACGACGGAAGUUAUGAGGAAUGUUGUUAAUCUAACUGUGAGUCGGGUCGUUGCUUUGUACUAUCUUCGGGGAAUGCAGUCUAGUACACGGUUUAGUUUCCAAAGGGCUUUGUCUCGUAACCUUGGGAGCGCUUGUUUGGGAUCUUUGUUUGUUCCAACAAUCGAAGCACUAAGAAUCGUGGCAAGAGGACUGAAUUUGCUCAAAGGUGAAGACGAGUUCAUGUUUUGCUGCGCUAAUUGCUGUCUCAAACUCAUGGACUUCAUAUUCGAGCACGGCAAUGGCUGGGCCUUUGUGCAGAUAGCAGCGUACGGGAAAGGAUUUGUGAGGGCGUCGCAAGAUACGUGGAAACUGUUUGAGGAUGUAGAUAUGGUUGAGAUCAUAGAUGCAGACAUAACAAGCGCUAUCUGCUUCCUCACAGGGAUCUGCAGCGGCUGCGUCUGUAUUAUUGUCGCGGCCGCUUGGACACAUACGGUUUACAAACCUUUUACAGCAACCAUUUCCUUACUUGCCUUCUUCAUUGGAUACCUCAUGACGAGGAUCUCAAUGGCAUUGCCUCACGCCUGCGUAGGUUGUUACUACACAUGCUACGCCGAAAAUCCGGAGAGCAGAUUCUUCGACAAAACUAUAAAAGAUCGGCUAGCUUUGAUCCGAAACGGCCGUGUUGUUGUUUCGACCCCUAGAGUCCGCCGUGCUGCUUAUAACGUCUAG
Arabis nemorensis is the source of this 1341-nucleotide messenger RNA. The record is from the annotation of a GenBank genome assembly. Lineage: Eukaryota; Viridiplantae; Streptophyta; Magnoliopsida; Brassicales; Brassicaceae.